This is a messenger RNA of Coregonus sp. 'balchen', 4986 nucleotides long. The record is from the annotation of a GenBank genome assembly. Lineage: Eukaryota; Metazoa; Chordata; Actinopteri; Salmoniformes; Salmonidae.
AUCCUGCUGUGCUUUGUGGUUGUGGGGACACUGUCGCUGCAAGAGGGUAUCCCCAGAGAGGGUAUGUAUGUGAUGUCUAUGUGUCUGUGUCAGCCUACUACUAUGCACCAUUUAUGAAAUCAUUAGAAGGGGCCUCCAUGCCUUGGCGAGGGCAGUAGUAAAACCAGGAGAAGAGAAGGGACAGUGAGAAGCUGCUGACCCACAGACAGCAGACUGUUAGGAGGAUCAAGGCCCGUUUCCUGGAGGCCCUACAGACCAACAACACAGGGGAGGUCCCGGAGAUACUCUACACUACCAACAUGGAUAUCCACACUGUGCUUCUGGAGGUGGAGGACAAACGCAUGGUCCUGGCCUCAUACAAGCAAGGCAGGGUUGGGGUAUGCAGGAACUAAGGUAAAGGCAGUUCCUGCAUACUCCUGAUAGGAGUAUGCAGGAACUAAGGUAAAGGCAUGGUUGUGAUCAAAUUCACGCGUGGUAAAGGUGAAUCCUGUUGACACUGUUGACUGACUAAGGUAGGCCUCCAUGUAUGGUUGGUUGGAGAUUUGAUAGAUCACAGAUAGCAGCUUGUAAAUAUUAGGGGCAUUGUGUUAACUCUGUCAUAGGAGGCUGGUGGCACCUUCAUUGGGGAGAAUGGGCUCUGGUAAUGGCUGGAGCAGAAUCAGUGGAAUGGUAACAAUUACAUCAAACACAUGGUUUCCAUGUGUUUGAUGCCAUUCCAUUUGCUCCGUUCCGGCCAUUAUUAUGAGCCGUCCUCCCCUCAGCAGCCUCCUGUGAACUCUAUACAUACUUAGUGAACACUGACCUACUGCUACGUCUGAUACUCAGGGCAUUGGUAGCAGAUUUGUGGCUACCUUGUUCUUUGCGUUUGUUUAGAUAGGGUGUGGUGGGUAAUUUAACAAUCAACAGUGCUUACACAGGUGGAGAGGAGUAUUGUAGGAUACCACCCACUGGAGGGCGCUAGACCUCCAUCAGACCCACUUAGAGUACCCUGAGUAGGAUGCUUUUACAGAGCUAUAAACUAUGAACAGGGAGAGUUUAUAGAGUUGGAAAGGGCCUAAGACGAUUGACUUCUUGUUGUCAUUCUCCUCAUACAUACCGGUAUAUUCACUCCUGCUCUUUGUGCCACCUUAUAUAACAAUGCUAGGUAAAGGGACAUACAUACUCCCGCUCUGUGCAAGAGACAUUCAGACACUGCUCAAGGUUUCUGGUUGCCUGACUACAAGCCGGAGUGUUCAUGGGUGAUGGCCCUCCCCUGUGUGAUGUACAAUUCCCUGGAGACAGCCCUGGUGCUGCUGCAAAAGCGUGCGGCUGAUAACAGGAAGCCAAAUGGGAAGACCCUUCUUCAUGUGGCCUGUACGGUCGCUCACGGCGACCGUGUGGCCCUGUAAUUAGGCCACGGGAUGAGGGUCAACAGCCUGUCUCUGAGUGGACACACACCACUACGCUAUUGUCCCACUGGGCACACACCGGUUGAAUCAACGUUGUUUCCACGUCAUUUCAAUUAAAUUACGUUGAACCGACGUGGAAUAGACAUUGAAUUGACUUCUGUGCCCAGUGGGGUAUUACUAAAGAGGCUAUGGACUGAGCCAAGCAGCUCAUCCUCAAUGGUGAGAAUGGAUGGAGUUGAGAAUGAAGUAUACUAGUGUUCAGUGCAGGUCAAAUUGUGUUAUGUUCAGGUUGCCAUGUCUUUGGAUAUGCAAAAUCAUAUGAUUAAGUAGGCAUUUUCUACUUCCCUGCCUGCCUCCCUCCCUCCCUCCCUCCAGGGGGCAAUGUGAACAAGCCCAGUCAGAGCGAAGAUGAGGACAUACCUUUACACACGGCAGCCCGCCUGGGUAUCCCUGAGCUGGUGGCUCUCUACAUCUCCCAUGGGGCCCAGAUGGACGUGGUCAACUCCCUCCAGGAGAUGACCCUGAUAACUGCAGCCUUUUGGAACCUGGACAGACCUACAGUAAGGACCGCCACCUGGUCUGCCGCAUGCUGCUGGAUCAUGGAGCAGGUGAAAGGAAAUUGGGUGUUCUGGCCGUCCUCUUUUGUCUGUUUGGUAACGAGACUAAAAACAGGACACUUGGGUAGGCUUUCAGCUGAAAUUGCAUUCAGCUGUGUUUGGAAUUAUUAAAUAUUCUGCUGAGAUUUUCUAUAUGUUUCAAUCUGGUUACUGCAGAAAUGCACGACAUUUGCCAUCAUUCUGUUUUAAAUGUGUUUUUAACCGUUUUGGAAACAGUGUGUUAGCAUUUGAAAACGUGCUGCAAAUAUAUAGUUUUGCAGGUGGUAUAAAUGAGAAAAUAGUUCAUGGAUUUAAGAGAAUGUGGUCAUUGAAUGCAUUUUGUGUGAAAGCAAUGAAAAAUGAUUCACAAUUUGGUCCACAUACACUUCUGUUUCGCUGACUGUGUGAAGAGUUUUGACAAUGUGACUUCAGUUUUGACCAAUGCAUGUUAGCAAUAAAAAAAAAACUGUAAUGGAUGUCUCAGUCUGACAGCUGGAUCAGCGGAUGUCUCAGUCUGACAGCUGGAUCAGCCUCUUUCAGACAUUAAUACUGGAUGUCCUGGUCUAUGAUCUCACCUGUUGUUGUGACUCCAAUGAUUCACUGCAGCUUCAGUCUCUCUCUCUCUGUGUGUGUGUGUGUGUGAGUGUGAGUGAGUGAGAGAGAGAGAGAGAGAGAGAGAGAAUGACUCACCACUGCAGAGUUUCUUAUUAGAGGGGUGGAUUUCACCCAGCAACCAGCACAUGCCCUCAUGUGCUCUUAUCAAAAGGACAACUACUUGGCAGUUCACUCAACAAGACAUUUCUGUGUGUUGCCAUUGACUUGAUAGUGAAGUGUUGCACAGACAUCAUCACAGGGACUUGCUAUCUUUAGUUCCAAGACAAAUGUUUUGGAAUACUCUGAUAAUGACUGCGUUAUCUAAGAUUGUUUUAUUUUUGUAUUAUUUUUGUAUCUCAUUUAUUCUACUGCAAUCUGUGUUUACAUUUGCCCAUAGAUAGACAGUAGAACAUUUUGGGGGGAAAUGUAUGAGUCCUUGAAAUACUCAGUCACGGUAAGAUAGUUAAAUAUGCAUAAAUGUACAGUAGCCUACAGCAUGCACCUGGACACUUACAUACGCUGCCUUCAGAAAGUAUUCACACCACUUGACUUCUUCCACAUUUUGUUGUGUUACAGCCUGAAUUUAAAAUUGAUAAAAUGUUGAUUUUGUGUCACUGGUCUACACGCAAUACCCAAUAUUGUCAAAGUGGAAUUGUGUUUUUCAUUUCAUUUUAUACAAAUUAAUAAAAACGAAAAGCUGAAAUGUCUUGAGUUAAUAAGUAUUCAACCCCAAUUGUUAUAGCAAGCCUAAAUAUGUUCAGGAGUACAAAUGUGCUUAACAAGUCACAUAAUAGCACAGUUAGAGCAUGGCGCUUGCAACGCCAGGGUUGUGGGUUCGAUUCCCACGGGGGGCCAGUAUGAGAAAAGAAAAUGUAUGCACUCACUAACUGUAAGUCGCUCUGGAUAAGAGCGUCUGCUAAAUGACUAAAAAUUUAAAAUAAAAAAAUUAAAAUAAGUUGCAUGGACUCAGUGUGCAAUAAUAGUGGUUAACUGAUGAUUUUUGAAUGAUUACCUCAUCUCUGUACCCCACACAUACAACUAUCUGUAAGGUCCCUCAGUCGAGCAAUGUUUUUCAAACACAGAUUCAACCACAAAGACCUGGGAGGUUUUCCAAUGCCUCGCAAAGAAGCGCACCUAUUGUUAGAUGGGUAAAAAAAAAAAAGCAGACAUUGAAUAUCCCUUUGAGCAUGGUGAAGUUAUUAAUUACACUUUGGAUGGUGUAUAAAUACACCCAGUCACUACAAAGAUACAGGUGUCCUUCCUAACUCAGUUGCCGGAGAGGAAGGAAAACACUCAGGGAUUUCACCAUGAAGCCAAUGGUGAUUUUAAAACAGUAAGAGUUUAAUUGCUGUGAUAGGAGAAAACUGAGGAUGGAUCAACAACAUUGUACAUAUAAAUAGUUAUUCCACAAUACUAACCUAAAUGACAGAGUAAAAAGAAGGAAGCCUGUACAGAAUACCAAUAUUCCAAAACAUAUAUCCUGUUUGCAAUAAGGCAUUAAAGUAAAACUGCCAAAAAUGUAGCAAAGAAAUUCACUUUAUGUCCUGAAUACAAAGCAUUAUAUUUGGGGCAAAUCCAACACAACACAUUACUGAGUACCACUCUUCAUAUUUUCAAGCAUGGUGGGGGCUGCAUCAUGUUAUGGAUAUGCUCAUCAUUGGCAAGGGAGUUUUUUUAGAAUGAAAAUAAAUGAAAUAGAGCUAAGCACAGGAACAAUUCUAGAGGAAAACCUGGUUCAGUUUGCUUUCCAACAGAUACUGGGAGACAAAUUCACUUUUCAGCAGGAAAAUAACCUAAAACACAAGGCCAAAUAUACACUGGAGUUGCUUACCAAGACGACAUUGAAUGUUCCUGAGGGGCCUAGUUACAGUUUUGACUUAAAUCCGCUUGAAAAUCUAUGGCAAGACUUGAAAAUUGCUGUCUAGCAAUGAUCAACAACCAACUUCACAGAGCUUGAAGAAUGUAAAAAUAAUAAUGUGCAAAUAUUGUACAAUCCAGGAGUGCAAAGCUCCUAGGGACUUACCCAGAAUGACAUACAGCUGUAAUCGCUGCCAAAGGUGAUUCUAACAUGUAUUGACUCAGAGGUGUGCAUAUUUAUGUAAAUGAGAUAUUUCUGUAUUUAAUUUUCAAUGAAUUUACUAAAUUGUCUAAAAACAAAUGUUUUCACUUUGUCAUUAUCAGGUAUUGUGGGUGAGAAAAAAUAUAUAUUUAAUCCAUUUUGAAUUCAGGCUGUAACACAACAACAUGUGGAAUAAGUCAAGGGGUAUGAAUACUUUUUGAAGGCACUGUAUACACUUGACACUUACAAGUUCAAUAAAGUACCUAUUCAACAUAAAGUAGCACACAGAAACUAUGUAUGGUCUCUAAAUAUCUUCCCCCUUUGUGUUGACCCUCUCCAGAGUACUUAG